Molecule: messenger RNA, 975 nt
Organism: Cynara cardunculus var. scolymus (artichoke)
Lineage: Eukaryota; Viridiplantae; Streptophyta; Magnoliopsida; Asterales; Asteraceae
Product: protein SRC2 homolog
Exons: 2
Coding region: 1-975 (324 amino acids)
Biological process (GO): defense response
Source: RefSeq, a predicted model, not a curated record
AUGGGCUAUUUUUCAUUGGACAUCACCGUGCUCUCCGCCAGCGGCUUGAAAAACCUUAACUUGUUCACGAGAAUGCGUGUUUACGUUGUCGUUUCCCUAAUCAACCGUAACAUAGUAUCGACCAAAAAGACUCAUGUCUCCAAUGGCGGCUGUAACCCAACUUGGAGCCACCGUAUCAAAUUUUCUAUCGAAGAUUCCGCGAUCCCAACCUGCACCCUCCUCUUCAUCCUCCGAUGUCGAAGUUUAUUUGGAGAUAAAGACAUUGGUGAGGUCUCGAUUCCAGUUUCUGACCUCCUCGACACCACACAAGAUUCAGCAAACACUGAACAUGUAGUUGAUUACUUAGUCCGACGUUUCAUUCAGGGAAAAGCAAGAGGUACCCUCACUUUUUCGCACCAGUUUCGGGAGAUUCGUGAUGGUUCCCAAAAAUCUAAAGGUGAAGAUGAUUCGGUUAAUAAUGGUUCUUAUCAUCCGGGAAUGUCGACGUACCAACAAGGGUGUAAUGGCGGUGCAGGCAACUACCUGCCAUGUGGACCUAUUCAAUAUGGUGGUGGUUGGUACCCACAACCCAUAAUAGGUGUGUAUCCGUACCCAACUCAGCAGAUGGGGUGCGGGUUAAAAAUGACGACUGCAAAACAUCAUAAUUCUAAUGAUGAACGCCCUAUCCCAUCAGUUAGAUCUUCACAACCAUCAAUUUCCCAGUCAGUAAAUAUCCCUGAUCCUGAUGAAGCCAUUUUUCCAACUACCAUGUAUCUUGACCUCAAACCAAAUAACCACCAUCUAAACCUUGAAAUGCCUUCUGAAUAUCCGAUUAUCAUUGAAAUCUUAAAAGGCCACACAAUAUCCUAUGCUUUAACUGCUACAUCUUAUGUUUCGUUAGGGUGUGUUUUGUAUGUUGGACAGGGUGGGACAGGACAGAACACAAUUGUCCUAUGGUUGGUGUGGCCUUAUGUGGGACUCACUAGAACUAGCUAG